This is a messenger RNA of Durusdinium trenchii, 900 nucleotides long. The record is from the annotation of a GenBank genome assembly. NCBI's taxonomy places the organism in Eukaryota, Dinophyceae, Suessiales, Symbiodiniaceae.
AUGCGACCCAUGACUUUACUAGCCUUUUGCCGCGUCUUUGGCGUGGCCGUCUUCCCCAUUCUGGCUACAGCUGGUGAGCCUUCUGCGUGCCAAUUUCUGUCUCUCUUGCAGUUGGAAGUGAGACGCCAUGUGGGACUUGAGCAGAUCCCAUGUGUCAUUCAUCAAACCUGGAAGACACACACGCUGGAUUCCAAUCAGGAAGACUUUGUGAAGUCUUGGACUUCCAAGAACCCAGAAUGUCAGCACAAGCUCUGGAAUGAUACCGAGAUCGCCGAGCUUUGUAAGAGCAAAUCGCCCGAUUUGAUGUGGCCCAUUUGGGAGGCUCUGACACCCGAUGUCUUUCGGUAUUUGGUCCUAUGGGACCAGGGAGGUUACUACGCCGAUUUGGAUGUGACAUGUUCACAACCCAUCAGCACCUAUGAGAGCAUCAUCCCCAAGGACGUGAACUUUCUGGUUGGCUACGAGGCAGGGCAUCAGCUGACCGAAUCAGAAAGGGGUGACGUGGGCUUCACGCGCGUGGAGCAACUGGAGCAGUGGUUCUUGGCCUCGGCGCCCGGCAAUCCCGUGCUCUUGCGUUCCUUGGAGAUCCUGAAGGAGAAAUUCUUAUGGAAAAUUCGCGAGACCGUGGAGCUCACCGGUCCAGCGACCUUUAGCGAUGCAGUGCACGAGUUUCUGGCUGAAGCAGUAGCGGACGGUGUGCAGAUGGAGGUGUCAGACCGAGUGAAUGCAUCGGAGGAACGAAGAUUUUUGAGUUUCCCCAGUGAAAGAGCUUAUUCCGUUGGAAGCUGGAAGCUUUACCUCUUGGCCUCUGGCAGGGUCAGCACCAUUGGAUAUGGAGCCGAAUCGGAUCCAGCGCAAUCCUUGGUGGAGCACGAAUUCAGUGGCACCUGGAAGCUAUGA